This is a messenger RNA of Drosophila novamexicana, 1925 nucleotides long. RefSeq names its product BTB/POZ domain-containing protein KCTD12 (gene Ktl). The transcript has a single exon. Bases 244 to 936 code for a protein of 230 amino acids. Lineage: Eukaryota; Metazoa; Arthropoda; Insecta; Diptera; Drosophilidae. Gene Ontology annotation, biological process: protein homooligomerization. The record is from RefSeq and is a predicted model, not a curated record.
UGCGGACGCGCGAAACGGACGAAACGGUCGAUUGGAAUCGAAGCUAGAUAACGGCGCGUGCCAAAGCCAUAAACCAUACAACAACAACAAGCCAAUCUGUGCGAACAGAAAAUCCUGUUAGUGUAGACAUCGCAAGAGGUCUUUUAACUGCGAAUCACGCAUUUCCCAUAUGUGUUAGAGAAGUGAGAAACUGAACUAACGGUAAAUACAGGAACUAUUAAGGUUUAAGCUAGAGCAGUCGAUAUGCCUGAAAUUGUGGAGUUGAACGUUGGCGGUGUCCACUACACGACGACGCUGAAGACCCUGCUGCAGGAGAAGGCGACGCUGCUGUACGAGCUGUUUGCAGGACCGGAGGGUCGCGAGUCGCUGGCCAAGGACAGCAAGGGCCGUUAUUUCCUGGACCGUGAUGGUGUCCUUUUCCGCUAUAUAUUGGACUUUCUGCGCGACAAGGCGCUCAAUUUGCCCGAGGGCUUCCGUGAACGCCAGCGCCUGCAGCGCGAGGCUGAGCACUUCAAGUUGGCCGCCAUGCUGGAGUGCAUACGUGGCGACCGGGAUGCCCGGCCACCUGGCUGUAUCACGAUUGGAUACCGCGGCAGUUUCCAGUUCGGUAAGGAUGGCCUGGCCGAUGUCAAGUUCCGCAAGCUGUCACGCAUCCUGGUUUGUGGCCGUGUCGCACAGUGUCGCGAGGUAUUCGGCGACACGCUGAAUGAAUCACGAGAUCCGGAUCACGGUGGUCCAGAUCGCUACACGUCGCGCUUCUUCCUCAAGCACUGCUUCAUCGAGCAGGCUUUCGACAAUCUACACGAUCACGGAUAUCGCAUGGCCGGCAGCUGUGGCUCCGGCACCGCAGGCUCGGCGGCAGAGCCCAAGCCAGGCGUGGACACGGAGGAGAAUCGCUGGAAUCAUUACAAUGAAUUUGUUUUCAUUCGGGACUAAGCAGCUGCGGCAGUGCAUUUCUGCUCUCUUCCGAACUUCUUAAGUUUGUGAUACGAUUAACUAUAAUUUAAACACGCCUCUUCCCUGGUCUAUAUACCCGAAAAUAGGUCAAAUCUUUGUAUUGUCGAGAGUUUUCUUAAUUUUUUAUCAAAAAUAUUUAUUUUGAAUGGGAACAAGGCAGGCAAAUAUUUGAAAAAGGGAGAGAAGAAAUCAAGCAUUUGUGACCAUAUUAACUUAUUGGCCUAAUCUGAAUAGAAUUAUCAUCAAAUUGAAAUUCGUUUAGAGUAUAGAGGAACUAAGAAGAAUCUAUCCUAAUCUUAAAUGAUUUGAGCCCACCUUUAUAUUCCGAUGGGAACAUUUUAAGCGUACAAUUUAUGUAACAAUCCCCAUAGGCAAAUACCCAAGCGGUUUACCUGAAAGUAAACAGUUUAUUUACCAAUUGCAAGUACCGAUUAAUCAGAGCCAAAGACAAGCAUUAUAUUGAAUAUUAAUAGUUUUGAAUCCUAGUGAAUUUUACGAAUGAAUAAUUAUAUAAAGCAGCGGCUGAUGAAUAACUUACGGUUUGCCUUUGGCUAAACAAGUAUUUGAUGCUAUUCCGAGUGCAUAAAGAGAAUAAGUUAUGAUUUUUGAAUUGUUAAAUCAAGUACAGGAAAUUAGAAAUUAUAAAUUGGGAAGCGCGAAAUGCGAAUGUUAAUGAAAUAAACCAGAGCAAAACGUAAACAAACGUGAUUUGAAGAAAUCUAGAAAUAAAUUUACAAACAUGUUUUUACUUAUAUUAGUAGGGUCUCAGCUCUAGACAAACUGUAAGAAUUUAUCUCGGCUAUCUUACCAAAAACAACUACAAGCAACUAUUUAAAUACGGGUCACUUCUUGAGUAAAUAACAAAUAAAAGAAAGUCAGUAAAUAUGCAAUCUUAGCCACAAGCCCGCAAGUCAUUGAGUAAUAAAUAUAUUUACUAUUCAAUAUAUUUAUUAUUUAUAUACCUAUUA